UCAAUACCAGCGAACGCAGAAACACACAGAAAUUCAUCCAGCGCGCCGUCAUGGUGAUACGCGAGUGAGUGUGAAUGUAUCUAUGAAUCGAAUGGAAAAUAUGUGAAUGAAUGCGUUGCCAUUCCACUUUUAAACAAUAUGAAAAAUAAACCUGAAUUGGUGUGAAAUUUGCUGCACAAAUAAUUACGAAUCCAAAUUACUAUACACACUUGUCGCGAUAGAUGUGCAAAACAACACCGACUUGAACAUUUGAAGGCAGUGGAACAAACAUAUGGCGAAAGGCAGCACGACGUCGAACAAGUGAUACGGAAAUGAAUUCCAAAUUAGCUCCUAUAAAAGCCACCACACUAUGAGCAUGAAUCCCAUCGAUGAAAUCCACUAGCCAGUUAUAAAUCAGUGAUAAACACUUUACAUUCCUGCGCGCACAAAAAGAACCAUACAGUGCCAUCUCACAAUUCCCAGCUCUUGAGGAACUCCGCUGGAUCAUACAGCCGUAAACAAAAAACCAUAUCAAUUUUCUACCAAUAGUCUACUUAUAUCGUUGUUGCUAUUAUGACUAACAUCAAAUAUGAACGUGUUAAGCAAACGGUCGAUCACGAGUCUCAAAAUGAGGAAAUCGAACUGGAAGGUGAGACUCAAGUACACCACCAUGGGACAUCCAGGAGCCAUCAGUACGUGGUGGCCAGCAGGGCAUCGGGAGCCACUAUUGGCAAGAAAAAGAACUUCGCCAAUGCCAUCAUUAUCACACUGAUCCUGAUCCUCUGCUACUUUACGCUCUCGAUCGGUCUCACCUUCUAUCAGCGACUGCUGCUUCAAGAGUUGAAAUUUCCUCUGUCGGUAGUAGUUUACCAUUUGUGCAUCAAACUAGUCAUGUCUGCGGUGGUAAGAGCAAUUUACACAUGUGCCACCAAAAAGAAUCGCAUUUUGUUGGACUGGAGGACGUCGUUUCGAAAGAUAUUACCGACUGGAUUGGCUAGUGGAAUAGACAUUGGAUUCUCCAACUGGGGACUAGAAUUGGUGCAGAUUUCACUGUACACAAUGACCAAGUCCACCACAAUAGUCUUUAUCCUGAUUUUUGCCAUACUGUUAAAACUAGAAAAGAAGAGUUGGUCUCUAGCAGCCAUCGUGGUUAUGAUCUCCGGCGGACUCUUCCUAUUCACGUAUAAAUCGACCCAUUUCGACACCCUGGGAUUCUCGUUCCUUCUAUUCGCAUCACUUUCGAGUGGAAUUCGUUGGUCAUUUGCCCAAUUGAUUAUGCAAAAGUCGAAACUUGGUCUGCACAAUCCCAUCGAUAUGAUCUUCCACAUGCAGCCGUGGAUGAUUCUAGCUGUCCUGCCGUUCACGCUCGGAUUCGAAGGGAAGCGCAUCGUAGAUAACUUCGAUCUCUUGCUACACACGGAUAGCUCUAUUAUACUGGAUAUGUGGUUGAGAAUUUCGGUGGGUGCAUUCAUUGCAUUUGCCAUGGAAGUGAGCGAAUUUCUAGUGUUAACAAACACUUCCAGCUUAACCCUAUCGGUAGCGGGUAUAUUCAAGGAAAUCUGCCAGCUGGUUUUGGCAGUGGAGCUAUACGGGGAUCAACUUAGUCUGGUAAAUGUUCUGGGACUGGUAAUGUGUCUCGGAGGGAUAUGUUGUCACGUAGUUCACAAAUUCUGGACUUAUACGGAGGAACAACACACGAUAGACGUCUCAACCAACUUUGAUGACGAAGAAGAUGAUUCUGGCAUUAACAAAAAUGGCGUGACGCCAAAGUACAAUGCAAAAUAUGAUAUGACAACAACACGCUUCAAAAUAGGUCACCGCCGACCACUUCUUGUUAACGAAAACAGAGACGCCGAGGAUUCAGACCAUUUAGUAGUUAACAACAGAAACUACUUGUCGGAGGAUAGCGAUAUUGGUGAGCAGGAGUCACAAGAUGUUCUGUACGAUGUGUUGAAAAGACGAGAACGAUAACUUUCUAUGUUGUGCUACUGUGUUAUUUUUAGUUUGUAUCUUUGACAUAAUACGCUUACCCACAUCACUUUUGGGACCUUUCACGGGCAAGAACUGAACUUAAAAUUCCUUGUUUUGUUUAAAAUGUACGCUUUUACAUUAAAUGGUUGAGUUUUCCUCUGAUUACGUUAUUAUAGAUUCUGAUUGAUUCAGACCUACGAAACAAAUGUUUGCACAGCUCAGCAUACUGUAUGAUAUGCCAACCAAAUAUUCCAGCACAAGCAUCUGCUAUAUUGUUACCAAUUCAACUACUUAUGCUCCCACAUUCCUGGUAACACAGUGAAGCAACACAAUUUUACAAAGUCAUUUAGCGAUCGCGGGAGUGAAUAAUACGAUAUGAAUACAUAAUGUAACCUGAUAAACGCAUUCGUGAUAACUACUUAAGUUCAAAUAUUGUAUACACUCGCCAUCCUGUCGCGCGUCUACACUUUUAUGUUUUGGAUGUAUAGAGCAUGAAAUGUAAUGGUAAUAAAGUGUAACCGUAAGCAUUGUUUA
Messenger RNA from Toxorhynchites rutilus septentrionalis, 2484 nucleotides. RefSeq names its product solute carrier family 35 member C2. Bases 553 to 1950 code for a protein of 465 amino acids. Gene Ontology annotation, molecular function: antiporter activity. The transcript has 6 exons. Gene Ontology annotation, biological process: UDP-glucose transmembrane transport. The record is from RefSeq and is a predicted model, not a curated record. NCBI's taxonomy places the organism in Eukaryota, Metazoa, Arthropoda, Insecta, Diptera, Culicidae. Gene Ontology annotation, cellular component: Golgi apparatus; cis-Golgi network; endoplasmic reticulum-Golgi intermediate compartment.